AUGAAGGAAGAUCAUAAUAGCAACUUAUAUCAAACCCGUGUCUCCCCUGUCACGGCUGCCAUUUCCACAACUUACGAACACAAACCUAUUAAUAUCCUUAAAAAUCAAACAGAUGAUGAUGAUUACCAUCACCAUUCAAAAAGAAAUAACUAUUCCCCAUCACAAUCACAUAACAACAAUGCAAAUAGGUUAUACAACAUAGAUCAAACAAGAGACAUGAUACGAAAACUCUCUGAAGAACCUAAAAAUCAUACAGCUUCCUCUUCCUCACCGCCACCAUCGUCAUCAUCUUCCGUAUCCUUCUCCUCCUUAUCAAACCAACAACCGCCAACACAAUCUACUACAACACCUCCUCCUCCAAUAAGAACAAAGGGAUCUAAUACUCAUUUCCAAUACGCCACUACAGCAUACGGCGUCCGUAUGCUAAGUAAAGAUAUAUCAAACACCAAAAUCGACUUGGAAGUAGAAAACUUAAUGAUAGUAACAAAACUAAACGACGUAUCAUUAUACUACCUGACAAGAGAACUAGUAGAAUGGAUCUUAAUAAACUUUCCCUCCAUUACAGUUUACGUAGACGCAGCAUUGAAAGAUUCUAAAAAAUUCGCAGCAUCUGACAUUUAUAAAGAUAGUAAAUGUAAAGAAUCAAGAAUUAAAUAUUGGACUCCAGAAUUUGUGGAUCAAAAUGAUGUAUUUUUCGAUUUAUGUGUCACCAUGGGAGGUGAUGGGACUGUGUUAUUUGUUUCAUCCAUAUUUAAAAGACAUGUACCACCUAUAUUAUCGUUUUCAUUGGGAUCUCUAGGAUUCUUGACUAAUUUUAAGUUUGAAAAUUUUAGGCAAGAUUUGAAGAAGAUUUUGAGUAGUAAAAUCAAGACGAAUUUAAGGAUGAGAUUGGAAUGUAAUCUUUACAAGAGGCAUGAACCUGAAUUUGAUCCGAAAACUGGGAAGAAAAUUUGUGUGGUCGAGUUGAUUUCCACUCAUCAUGUGUUGAAUGAAGUUACAAUAGAUAGAGGUCCAAGUCCUUUCAUUUCUAUGUUAGAAUUAUAUAGUGAGGAUAAUCUUAUGACUGUUGCUCAAGCAGAUGGGUUGAUUAUAGCUACACCUACAGGAUCUACUGCAUAUUCUCUAAGUGCUGGAGGAUCAUUAAUAUAUCCAACAGUAAAUGCUAUUGCAGUGACACCAAUAUGUCCUCAUACCUUAAGUUUUAGACCAAUUAUUUUACCAGAAAGUAUGACAUUGAAAGUGAAAGUUUCUACCAAAUCAAGAGGUACAGCAUGGGCAUCAUUUGAUGGGAAAGAUAGAGUUGAAUUACAAAAGGGAGAUUUUAUUAAGAUUUCAGCAAGUCCUUAUUUCUUUCCUACAGUGGAAUGUUCUAAUACUGAAUUUAUCAAUAGUAUAAGUAGAACAUUGAAUUGGAAUCAAAGAGAACAACAAAAAUCAUUGACACAUAUGUUAUCUAGGAAAAAUCAAGAAAAAUAUGCUACUGAGGCAAAAGUCAUUAAACAUCAAAAUAACUCCGAUUCAAGUUAUAUUGAAGAAGUUGAAAAAUGUGACGAUACUGAUAGUGAAACGGCUGCUGAUGAAGAUAAUGAAGAAGGAGAAGAAAUCGAAGAAGAUGAUUCAAAGAAAGAUGCAGUGAAAUUUGUCUUAUAG
Molecule: messenger RNA, 1650 nt
Organism: Naumovozyma dairenensis CBS 421
Lineage: Eukaryota; Fungi; Ascomycota; Saccharomycetes; Saccharomycetales; Saccharomycetaceae
Gene: UTR1
Product: NADH/NAD(+) kinase
Exons: 1
Coding region: 1-1650 (549 amino acids)
Biological process (GO): NAD+ metabolic process; NADP+ biosynthetic process
Molecular function (GO): NAD+ kinase activity
Source: RefSeq, a predicted model, not a curated record